Anastrepha ludens (Mexican fruit fly) is the source of this 1377-nucleotide messenger RNA. RefSeq lists its product as uncharacterized. Gene Ontology annotation, cellular component: ciliary membrane; ciliary transition zone. Gene Ontology annotation, biological process: regulation of protein localization; cilium assembly. The transcript has 3 exons. The record is from RefSeq and is a predicted model, not a curated record. The coding region runs from base 319 to 1293 and encodes 324 amino acids. NCBI's taxonomy places the organism in Eukaryota, Metazoa, Arthropoda, Insecta, Diptera, Tephritidae.
AUCUCACACCUGUGCCUCCUAGCGCCAUCUUUUUUUCGCAUGCUAAAUAUUUUUUAACUAAAAAAACACAAAAUCAUUUAAAACUGAUUUGAAUUAAAUUUAAUUUUGUGUAAAAAAAAAACCUUAGGGUUAUAAUGAUUUACAGUAUUUGGUAGGCAUCGUCAUUAUAUGUUAUUCGCUGCUAUCAUCACCAACGUUGAAUCGUUGCCAAUGGAAACAAAGUCAAGUGGAAUAACUAAAAGUCCGCAAGCACUUUUCAGGUGGCGUGAAAAUUUAAUUCGUUAAAAUAAAUCAAAUAACUGGGUAAAUCGCAUAGUAAUGAAAUUUAUACCCUUGCACACGAAGAACACUGCGAUUAUAUAUAAGAACGCGUUAUGCUCAUCCGCCAGUAUCAUCGUACUAAUCUUCAUCAUACUGUCCGUGAUGAUUCCGAUGUUGUUGGUGUCGCUGCUUAGUCCAUAUUCCGGCAUUUCGGAGUCGCGCGUUCUCUUUGAGCAGCCUCGUUUGCAGUUCAAGUUCUAUAGCAUAUUCACUGCUGAAACGGAAAAGAGGAUUAAUGUAGCCGAUAGUAGUGGUUUGGUGGUGUGCAGCACAUUUCCUCAGCUAAAUGCCCUUAUGCAAGAACGAAGUGGAAGCUGUGAGGGCAUUAAAUACCGGACUGAUGAUUUCGAUCACGAUGGCACUAUUGAUCGUGUACAUUUCCAACAACAACUUGACUCACUACCGGGCCCCAUUAGAAGUUUUGAUCUUGCAGUAUUUUUUGAGGCGAAACUGAAGCAUAAAUGCCCGCUCUCGCCACCGGCGCUGCUUACUUAUCAGACUAUUAUCCCAUCGGCGGUGCAGAUGCGUUCUGGCACUAUUUUAGUUAAAGCUGAACUGAAACUCCAACAAUACAUAGAGUUUACUUGCCCUUUCUUGGGACGCAAUGUAAAGACACAAUUUCGCGAAGUGGAUCUUAACUCUAAUAAUAGUAAUGUUGACGUGCACGACUAUCAAAUUCCAUCGCUGCUUGAGCAAUUGAAGGCGAACCCUGCGUAUUUUAAGCUCUCAGUGCAGGAAACUUACUUUCGACAUGAACAAGACAACAUUCUUCGCAUACAACUAGACUUAGAUGUUUUACAGGUGUCCGCGCGAUACCAUCUGAGUGUUUGGGAGCGCUUGGGUCAAUUCUGGUUAUAUUUCGCUUCCUUCUUCGGUAUAUCUUUCUAUGUUAUGAAUAAGAUUAAGGAUUAUCUUUUUGGCCAACACAUUAUUCGAGCAUGGGAGGUAAUUCCGUGGAAGAAGCUGUACUGACACGCGCGUGAUCACUCAGGAGAGGAUUACAUUGAUUUGGAUGAUUUCUCGACGUCUGUUAUGUACUAAAAAUAUAUCAUAUCG